Platichthys flesus (European flounder) is the source of this 2867-nucleotide messenger RNA. Its product is annotated as mucin-2. The coding region runs from base 28 to 2277 and encodes 749 amino acids. The record is from RefSeq and is a predicted model, not a curated record. Gene Ontology annotation, biological process: inhibitory postsynaptic potential. The transcript is spliced from 3 exons. Gene Ontology annotation, cellular component: postsynaptic density. Lineage: Eukaryota; Metazoa; Chordata; Actinopteri; Pleuronectiformes; Pleuronectidae.
UCAAACACUUAUCCUAAGCUCGUCAAGAUGCCGCAACACAACACUUUAAAAUGGACUGGGCCUCAAAAUGUGUGCGUAUCUGUGCAUGCUACACCUAAAAAGACUCUGUUGCCAGCUUCCCAUUCAUACACUACAGCUGUGGGACCUGGAAACACCUCAGACACUCACACGACAACCACGACCUCUACUGCACUGAUGUCCUCAAAAAUCACACCUAGUAAAGCUGCUAAUGCUGAGGAUGAAAUUAAACUGCGGCAAUCAACGCACACGACUCGAGUGAACGCGGCGACAAAUACAACUUAUAGCCCGCAAAUUUCUCCAAAAUGUCCGACCCUAUCUAAAGCAAGGAAGGCAACAGACAAUAUUGAUAGAGGAGAGGCAACUGUACGACAUAGAGCUGCAAGUCCGCCAUCUACUUCACACAAUCCAUCUCAGAAACCACAUGAAAAUCCAUCGUCAAAGGUUAACAUUAGCCCACCUGCACAUCCCCAUUUCGCUCAUACACCCCAGAGCCCUUUGUAUCCUAACGCAGCAUCAGAUCAAUCUAGGCAUACAACCAAUAAGCGAGACGCUAAGCCUGAGGCAAGACAAUUUCACCCGAUUCAACCUAUGUCCUCAAAUUCGGAGACUGCAAUUCAUGAACCUACAGCGUCAGUUAACACUACAGCAGGUGCAACUGGACCCCCACAUUCAAGACCUCCAUUUCUUUCAGGUCCCGGUUCACCAUCUACACAUCGCAAGACUUUAUUUGAAAGCAUUGCCCUCAAGAACUACUCAGUCAGCAUGAAAAAAGUACCAUCUACAGCCAGCUCCUCAUCACCGGCAUUGACAGAAAUACAAAGAAACGUCUGUGUAUCAAGCACAACUAUGCUUCAGCCAGCAGACACAAAACCAGAAGAACUUUGUUGUAAAGAAGCGUCACGCAAAAAUAAUCCCGGUCAUGCAACUCUAGCCAAUGAAAACUCUGCUUUCUGCAGCAUAUCCAAUCAGGAACACAAGUCCAAAACAACUCUGCUUAUAUCAUCUAGGCCACUGAAUGUGUCAAAAAGCCAUAACAGAGGCAGUGAUGUGAGCGCCCACAAUUCGGAGUCAAUAAUGAAUCCCAACGCCGAUACACAAACUGAUAGGAACAAAUUUGGUGAUAAUCUAAGCAACGAAUUUGUGUCGCAUGAGUCAAAACGGCAGGAAAAUUCAAAUCUAUCACAGGUCACUAAGCUUCAGAAUCACAUUUCCUUAAUUAAGUCAAGCUGCAUUUGUCUGCAGGGCUGCAUAAACACAGAACAGCAAAGGGUUGCGCAAGGAUACACAAAAACAGAGCACGAGGGACACUGUGCUCCUGUCCCACCAGUGAAAAGAGCCCAGGAGACAGAUUCAAACGCAGAACAUUUGGCCUUGGGUGUAUCACCCAGGCAUGCUAAUAUAAAGCUUAAAUCCCAGGCAGAUAAACAGACACAUUCCUCUUCUGUCACAGCACAAACCAACUUCAUUAGCUCAUCGACGGCAAACACUCAAGGGCAUGUUGACCCCAGCCCCUUCUCUGCUGUCCAUCAGAACUCUAAUACAGAUACAUUGUCCCUUCUGCAAGCUCAUGCAGGUCUUCCUGUCCCUGCACCAGCCCCAUUGAAAAGUGAGGAUCUUCGUGCACACACAGGCCCUGGCUGUAACUCCAUAUUGCGGUCGUCAAAAAUCCACUUGGUAUCCCAUCCCCAACCCCAGUCCCGCGAGGCAGUGGCAAUCGCCAUAGCAGAUUCGAACUCAAGCCCUGCUCCCCCCCGGCCCUACCCGGUGGACACCAGCCUGGCUCACUCCCACCCGGCUGAUGCAGCCAUGUUGCUGCCCAGCUCCCAACAGUGCUGCAAAUCAGCAGCCCUACAGCAGAAGCUCGAGACGGUGGAGGCCAGCCUGGCAGCCAACAAGGACAGGAUCACCACUCUGCUUAGCAUUAUCCAUGACCUCGAAACAUGCCACACUCCCACCAGCGGACGGCGAUCCUUCAAAACUGGAAAGGACCUAAAGAACUGCUCGAGCUGCCAGAAAACUGCUUGUAUAAUCUACAGUGUGGAGUACGACUUCAGGCAGCAGGAGAGACGCUUCAUGGAGGUUCUGAAUCAAUCAGCUGGCGGAAAUAAUGCUUUCUCCAUGCAUCUGUCUCCGCAUUUGAACUUCAGCCUGCUCAGAAAAGUCAUCAUUAAGAACUUAACAAAGUCACGAGUGAAAAGCAAAAAGCUGUGCAAGACUCUCUUCCAAUGGCUGCCCAGGAAAAUCCAGCAGGUGUAGCUCUCUUCUCGACAGCCUGGUGCUGUUUGACAGCCAUUAGCCUGUGUCCCAAGUGACCAGCAGAAGCCUCUGCAGUGGACUUUCAUGAUUUGCCUCCUCCUCACAGAAUGGGAUUACUCUGAAUUAAGGCUCUUGCCCGGUGGAGUUCCACUCCCCUGCACACUGUCAAUGCUUAUAAGCAGGAUUUUGUACUAAAACGUGCCCCCUCUCUUUGUGACCUUCACCAUCACCCCAAAGGCUUUCUAUACAUCACUAUUGGAAAAUUUAAGGUUAAUUUGUUCUGAGCUUGCCUGCUUGAAAAAUGAAUGACUCACCACGGCCUCAGAUUUAAUUUAAAUUUCCGAAUGAGAACCUGUUCUCUUAAGACUGUUAUGAUUGAUGCACUACGAGUUUCCCCGAGAAGACAUUUCUCCUUCAACUGUCCCCUAACUCGCUUCUCCUUAGAAUAAAUGUGCGAAAUUAAUCAUGUUUUUCAAAUGAUUUAUUAAAUGCUUCUGAAUUUACUGACAGUUGAUUUGUCUGUAAAUCUGUUUGUCAACCAGAACUUUGUUUAAACUGUGAAUGUUAAACAGAGCUCUAUCCGUUCCGUU